AUGGUGCUAGAAAAUGUUAACCUAGUUUCUGAAGCAGAUAACGACAAGACAUCACCUCACUCAAAAAGUGUUGAACACAAUGGUUUACAGGUAUUAGAAACAAUUUUAGAAUCACAUUUAGACAAUACUCAAAGUUGCCAAGAUAGUCAAGAUGAUACCUCUGAUGGUAAUGACUAUGAUAACGACGACGAUGACGACGACGCUCUUAUGUAUUAUGAAAGAGCUAUUCAGGAAAUUGCUAAAGGUGAUUCUUAUAUAUGUAUGAUAUGUACAGUGGAAAUGGAUUAUACAUGUAAAAUGUUUGCAUGUAAAAAAUGUUAUAGAGUGUUUGAUUAUGACUGUAUUAGAGAAUGGGCUUUAAAAUCAACAGAAAAGACUGCAAAUAAGAUAUGGAAAUGCCCAAAUUGUUAUCAUGAAAGCAAAAAGGUUCCAGGCAAAAAUAAAGCCACUUGUUGGUGUGGCAAAGUCAUUAAUCCAGAACCAAACCCUCUGAAUCCAAAUUCAUGUAGUCAAACAUGUAAUGCCCCUAUAUGUCCUCAUGGUUGUGUCAAGGUAUGUCAUUUAGGUCCUCAUCCAGAAUGUAUGAGGAUGAUUACAAUUACUUGUCAAUGUGGUAAGCAUACAAAGGAUAUUUCAUGUUAUCAAAAUAAAAGACAAAUGGGUAAACAAAAAUUUCAUUGUGAUGAGCCGUGUGGAUUAUUAUUACCCUGUGGUAUCCAUAAAUGCCAAAAAAAAUGUCAUAGUGGGCUAUGUGGACCAUGUAAAGAGAUAUUAAUCACUGACGAGACUAAAGGUAUUAAAAUUCAAUGUUAUUGUGGUAAACAUAGUAAAGAAUCAAUAGUAUGUGGUGAAGUGAAAAUUCCUAAUAAAUACUCACGAAAUAGCGAAAAUCAGAAAUGGAUUGGUGUUUUUUCUUGUGACGAAAUUAGAACCGUGGAAUAUAAAUGUCAUAAACAUUCCUUCAUAGAAAAAUGUAUUCCAUCUCCAUCAGUCCCAGGUACAAAACCAUGCCCAUACUCUCCGAACUUAUUGAAAACAUGUCCAUGUGGUAAGACUCAAUUAAAUGAACUUAGUGAACCGAGAAAGAAGUGCACUGAUGCUAUUCCACAUUGUGAGAAUCGUUGCGAUAAACCUUUAAAGUGUGGGAAACACACUUGUCCAUAUACAUGUCAUGAAGGCGAUUGUAUGGAUCCAUGUAUACAAAUUAAUAAAGUUAAAUGUGCCUGUCAUAGAUCUUCAUUUUUAGUACCAUGUGGAUUUACUGAAUCCCCGCAUUGCAAUAUUAAAUGUGAAUCCUUAAUGUCAUGUCGUCGUCACAGAUGCAUGGAAAGGUGUUGUUCUGGUAGACCCUUAGCAGAAGCAAGGCGAAAAAAUAAUGUGUUCCGUUUAAGACAGAAUAUAAAUGAUGAAACAUUAGUGGAGGCUGAGCAUGUUUGUUUGAAGGAUUGUAACUUGAUGCUUUCGUGUGUGAACCAUCGUUGCCAAAGGAAAUGCCACCCUGGAAAGUGUCCACCUUGUUUGGAAAGUGAUUCUAAUGAUUUGGUAUGUCCCUGUGGAAAAACUAUUGUUCCUGCUCCUGUAAGGUGUGGCACAAAAUUACCACCUUGUCCAUAUCCAUGUAUUAAGGUAGUGGAAGGCGCCUCGGAAUGUGGACAUAAACCUGUCUUACAUACAUGUCAUCCUUUGGAUCAGCCAUGUCCACCAUGUACAGCACCUGUUUUUAAAACAUGUAAAUGUGGAAAAAAGAAUAAUGUGAGAACAGUAUGUUUUCAGACAGACGUAUCCUGUGGUCAGAUAUGUGAAAAACCUUUAACAGGAUGUCACCAUCGUUGUCAAAAGAAAUGCCAUAGGGCUGGUGAAUGUCAACUUAGGUGUAAUCAAAUUUGUGGCCUACCUAGAGACAACUGUAUUCACAAAUGUCGCAAACCAUGCCAUGGCAGAGAUUCAUGUCCAGAUGUCCCCUGUGUAAGUUUGAUCACAAUAAAAUGUUCUUGUGGUAGAGAGCAAAAAGAGAUUACCUGUGGUGCUACCUUAGAAUACGAAUCUAGACAAUUUACUGAAAGUAUUCCAUGUGACGAACAAUGUGAAAUGUAUAUCAGACAACAGCAAUUAAAAGAAGCAUUUGGUAUUGCUGAUUCAGAUAAAAACAUAAACGAUCAAUCUCAGAUUCAAGUAUUAGAAGACUUGUUAUCAAAGGCUUUGAACUUUGAAGAUUUACAAUUACCAUUCAGUGAGUCUGCAAUUAUUUCAUAUGGUAGACAAGAAAAAUGGUGCGUGCAGAUCGAAGACAUUCUAAAUGAUUUUAUUGACAAUAAAGGAAGAAUAAGUUUUCAUUUUAAACCUAUGAGGGCAUCUCAAAGACAUUUCAUUCAUGAGUUAGCUAAAUCCUAUAAAGUUUAUGCGGAAUCGCAAGAUCGUGAACCAAAAAGAUCUGUAUUUAUUAAGAAAGAAAGUGAAUCGAACAAACCACCAUUGAGGUUAGCAGAUAUCUUCCCUAUUUACAAAACAUUUAAACAAAUGGAGAAAGAACGUAAGAUGAAGGAGUUUUUAGCAAGAACCACCGAAAAAUUAAUUAAUUUCACAGUUGAUGAUACUGAUACUCAGAAAAUGGAGUUCAAAAGUACAUUUAAUGGUUUUUUUGUCAAAAAACUUUCCCACAACAGUGAUGAAAAAGAUUUAAAAAGAUUAUUUGAUAAAUAUUUAAAGUCUACAUUUAUCAAGAAUGUAAAGUACAAAAUAUUUAAAGAUGACACUAUGGGCUACAAUAAUGCCAUUAUAUACCCUGAAGCGUAUUCCAAUGUUACUGAAAAUAUGACUAGAGACAUGGAGGCUCUUGUCAGUCAUUUUGAUUAUAUUGCGAAAGAGGCUUUUGUUGCAGAUGAAGUUAGUUUAUGUGAUGUAUCUCCAUUGUUAUCUGAGGAAUCACCAUUGGAUGUUGUUGAUACAACUAUUCUUUCUCCUGCAGCUAUUGAAGAAGAUUUCAUGAGUGAGGAAAACAUAGAUAGCUGA
This is a messenger RNA of Arxiozyma heterogenica, 3009 nucleotides long. It is a transcript of the gene FAP1, whose product is annotated as Fap1p. Bases 1 to 3009 code for a protein of 1002 amino acids. The record is from RefSeq and is a predicted model, not a curated record. Gene Ontology annotation, cellular component: nucleus. NCBI's taxonomy places the organism in Eukaryota, Fungi, Ascomycota, Saccharomycetes, Saccharomycetales, Saccharomycetaceae. Gene Ontology annotation, molecular function: RNA polymerase II transcription regulatory region sequence-specific DNA binding; zinc ion binding; DNA-binding transcription factor activity, RNA polymerase II-specific. The transcript has a single exon. Gene Ontology annotation, biological process: negative regulation of transcription by RNA polymerase II.